Messenger RNA from Seriola aureovittata, 6418 nucleotides. RefSeq names its product solute carrier family 5 member 3b (gene slc5a3b). NCBI's taxonomy places the organism in Eukaryota, Metazoa, Chordata, Actinopteri, Carangiformes, Carangidae. The transcript has 2 exons. Gene Ontology annotation, biological process: myo-inositol transport; transmembrane transport; inositol metabolic process. The record is from RefSeq and is a predicted model, not a curated record. Gene Ontology annotation, molecular function: D-glucose:sodium symporter activity. Gene Ontology annotation, cellular component: plasma membrane. Bases 518 to 2650 code for a protein of 710 amino acids.
UUGUCUGACGGGUCUCACAGAUCCUGCGAGGGGAGAGAUACAGGGAAAGACAAGGAGCUGCUCGCAUCUAACCACCACAAGGACCACAGUGUGUGGUACGAGGAGGCAGCGACCGUCAGUGGAGGGGGCUACAGGUCUUGAGGACGGAGUCACUUCUUCCUCAUCCACAUCUUCCCUCUGGGGCGUGUUGUGUUUAGCAUAUUUAACGCCAGCAUUAGCAAACCAAGGAAUGUUAACUCUAGGGUUUUCUAGACCAGAAGCCUACAACAUCCUCUUCUAAAUGUAGAACGACCUUAGUGCCGGUGGAUAACCCCCUCCGAAGCACACCUAUAGUGAAUUUGAACUGGCAGUGGAUACUACAGCUUCCAUCCAGACAGCAAACCAAAGCAGAGCAUUUCCAUUGCUCCAUUUUUAUUAAUUAAAUCCAUAACUUUGACUAUUUAUAUUCCCUUUUUUUGGAAGGAUUCCUGUAGCUGUGAGCUUCAAAGACAUAUUUUUAAAAAAGUAAUCUGUAAAAAUGGGUCCUGGAAUGGAAGCAGCAGACAUAGCUGUGGUAGCACUGUAUUUUGUCUUGGUGCUAGUCAUCGGGUUUUUUGCCAUGUGGAAAGCCAAUCGCAGCACUGUGAGUGACUACUUCCUGGCUGGACGCUCCAUGACGUGGAUAGUGAUAGGUGCAUCACUCUUCGUGAGUAACAUUGGCAGUGAACAUUUCAUAGGCCUGGCUGGAUCAGGAGCAGCAAGUGGCUUUGCUGUUGGAGCAUGGGAAUUUAAUGCACUUCUUCUUCUGCAGCUGCUUGGCUGGGUGUUUAUCCCUGUGUAUAUCCACUCAGGAGUCUACACCAUGCCUGCGUACCUGUCGAAACGCUAUGGUGGCGACAGGCUAAAGGUUUACUUUGCUUUUUUGUCUGUGUUACUUUACAUUUUUACCAGGCUAUCUGUGGACUUGUAUGCUGGAGCUCUCUUUAUUCAGGAGUCCCUUGGGUGGAACCUUUAUCUGUCCAUUGUACUGCUUAUCAGUAUGACUGCACUGCUCACUGUCACCGGUGGACUGGUGGCAGUUCUGUAUACGGAUGCCCUUCAGGCAGUGUUGAUGAUUGGUGGAGCCCUAACCUUAACCAUCAUCAGCCUAGUCAAAGUCGGUGGGUUAGAGGGUGUCAGAACUAAGUACAUGCAGGCAAUUCCCAAUGUUUCUGCUAUAAUGGCUACUGGAAAUUUCACCUAUUCUCCUUCCUGUCGUAUUGAGCCUAAACCAAACUCACUACGCAUCCUUCACGGUCCUCUGGAUGAAGACAUCCCUUGGCCAGGUUUCAUUCUUGGCCAGACCCCUGCAUCUAUUUGGUACUGGUGUGCAGACCAGGUCAUUGUUCAGAGAGUACUAGCAGCAAAGAACAUUGCUCACGCUAAGGGCUCGACACUCAUGGCUGGAUUUCUCAAGAUCCUGCCCAUGUUUGUCAUAGUCAUUCCAGGAAUGAUCUCUCGCAUCUUGUUUGCGGAUGAGAUCGCCUGCAUUGGGCCAGAGCACUGCAUGGCUGUGUGUGGUUCUCAGGCCGGUUGCUCAAACAUUGCCUACCCUCGUCUGGUCAUGGCUGUGAUGCCUGUGGGACUCAGGGGUCUGAUGAUGGCGGUCAUGAUUGCUGCCCUGAUGAGUGAUCUUGACUCAAUCUUCAACAGUGCAAGCACCAUCUUCACCCUGGACAUCUACCAAACUUUUAGGAGGAAGGCAUCACAGCGUGAGCUGCUAAUUGUGGGCCGCUUGUUUGUUGUACUCAUGGUGGUCAUCAGCAUUGCUUGGGUCCCUGUUAUCAUUGAAAUGCAAGGUGGACAAACAUACCUGUACAUCCAGGAAGUUGCUGGCUACCUCACUCCACCAGUCGCCGCCCUCUUCCUGCUAGGUGUGUUCUGGACACGGUGUAAUGAGAAGGGUGCAUUCUGCGGAGGCAUGACAGGUUUCAUACUAGGUACCAUACGACUGAUCUUAGCUUUUAUCUACCGCCAGCCUCUCUGUGACCAGCCAGAUAAUAGGCCUGCCUUCAUCAUUCAUGUUCAUUACAUGUAUUUUGCUGCUGGGCUGUUCUGGAUUUCAGGGCUGGUAGCAGUGGUGGUCAGCCUCUGCACCUCUCCACCAGAUAAAGAGCAGGUUUGCACCACCACAAUCUGGGGGCUCCGCAACAUUGAAAUUGUUCCUGCAAAGGACCGAAAGGAAAUGUACAGGCUGUCUGACAAGAAUUGUAAUGGUGAGGCAAGCCUACGUAAAGAAUUGCCAACAGAUGUCAGAAAGGAGAGGUGUUUGGAUGGGGCGGAUGUCAAACUCCUGGUCCCAUCCACUGAACAUGACCCAGCAACCCCUAGUACAGAAACAUCCCCUGCAACCACCCCUGCAGAACGAUUUGGUGAUAGAAGGAUGGAGAUGAUCAGAGCGGAGGAAGGCUGCAAUGGGAAUGGGGAGAGUAGCAGGUGCAUGAAUUUACGGAACUGGUUUUGUGGAUAUAAGGACGGAGCACAGAGUGCGCAGCAAAAAGUGGUGCAGGAUGAUGCAGGAGCCAUUGCAGAGAUGUUGUACGAGCCACCUAGAGUUAAACUUGUCCUGAACUUGGGUCUGUUAUGCGUCUGCUCUGUGGGCAUCUUCCUGUUUGUUUAUUUUUCACUGUAGUUGAACCCUGCACCGAACUAAUGGGGACUUUUAUGGAACUGGUUUUGUUGAUAUAAGGACGGAGCACAGAGUGCACAGCAAAAAGUGGUGCAGGACGAUGCAGGAGUCAUUGCAGAGAUGUUGUGCGAGCCACCUAGAGUUAAACUUCUCCUGAACUUGUGUCUGCUCUGUGGGCAUCUUCCUGUUUGUUUAUUUUUCACUGUAGUUGAACCCUGCACCGAACUAAUGGGGACUUUUAUCAAGGUGGAAGGUAUGUGGGGCUCAAACUGUUGAAUUUUCAGAGAUUUGAGACGCUCUGUCUGUAAUAUUUACAGUUGUCUUUUGUAGCUAUCUAACAGGGAUCUAAGCUUAUUCUAAUCAUUUUUAAAAAAUGAUUAAAGCUUCUUCAUGUGAAAAAAACAAUACUCCUUUAUGACUAUGAAGCCUAUCUGGCAAUGGUGUGUCCAUUUUGUACAAUUCUUGUUGUUAAUCCUUCAUUCAGAAUAUCUACUGGGAUUUUUAGAAUUGUAGUACUCUAAGCGAAUUUAAUAUUUGCCUUAUUUGACAUAUGCACAUGUCUUUCUUUUUUUGUACGGUGAAAAAAAACAUGUAUUCUGUGAUAGAAGCUUUUUUUCCACUCUUGUUGACAGUGACUGUAAGUUUAGUUGCUGGUAUAGCAUACAUAUGUCUGUAAAAACUAUUUUAGGUUAUUGCCCUUUUUUUUUUUUUUUUUUUUUUUUUUUUUACAUGUUUCUGCCUCUGAACACUAUUACUACAUUAAUAUUGAUAGAAUUUCAAGUAUGUUAUUACAAUUUAAUUAUUAUUCCCUGGACAGUCCUUUCAGGGUUGUCACCUGAUAAUUGUCCAAAUGUUUUGCUGUAGAGAAUAUGAUAUCCAAGCUUAUCUCUUAUGAGGGGGAUCAUUAUGACAUUUAUAAAACAAGAAUUAAUAUAAAAUGCUAAGAAGCAUUGCUUCUCUGCUGGUGUUGCAUAUGACCAUUAAGUUUAUGGUGAUAAUUAUAUCCACUGGUUUCAUUUAGCCUACUGGAGGUAUUGCAUAAAAAAUCAUUUUGCCAAGCUUGCAGUUAAUACAAGGUAUUUAGAAUAUGUACAUAUUUUAUGGCACAGAAAAAAAAGAGAAGAAGCACAAUAUUAGAAAUGAUCCUCUUUUAAGAUUUUUUGUUUUUCAUUGGAAGAGAAAAAAUAGCCAAACUUAAUAUUGUGUGGUACGUAUUCUUUUUGAUUGGCUGUUAUAUGUUACAUCUGGAGCUGUACUGUUUUUUUUUUAUGGCUUAAAUAUUGCAUUUUCUACAACUGUUUUUUUUGUGUCCGUUUUCUGUUAUUGUAUCACCAACAUGCAGCUUUUUAUGCACUACACUAUUACACACUACCAUAACAAAACGCCCCAAGUACCAAUACUCAUGAUUCUGUAUCAAUUUACAUUUUAUGCAUCUCUGGUUUUAUGUUUCAUUGUUACAUUGUUGAAAAGUGUGUGGAGUCUGUUGCAUUAUGUUAACAUUGUGUACAAUGUAAUACAAGGCUCACUGGAUCACAGACAGUAUACAUUUCUUCUAUAUUAGGCUAUCUCUUGUGUAUCCACUGUGCGUCAAUGUACCUUUAGUGCACUGCAGUGCUGAAAUGUCAUUUAAUCUUGUUUCAUGUGUAUCUUUUAUACACCACCUACCAAAUGUCUUAGCGUGCAAUGCUUAAGUGAAAAAAACACAAAAAAGUCAAAGAAAACAAAAAAAAAGUGUUAAGUUUUAUGUCCUGAAAGUUUUUCUGCAUUUCCCUUUUGAAUUAGCUGCAUAUCAGCAGAGAAUUAUAUAAUGUAAAUCGUAAAUGACAUUUCAGACGUUUGUUACAGGAUUAGAACAUCGCUGGAUGAGUUUACACAUGACAUUAUCAAGGGUAAUUCAACCAGGUAUACAAAAUUACUGGCCUUCUGAGUUGUGCUCUUUACUUCCACAAUGUAAGGUGCCCAGAUAUGAACACAACCAACACAGAAAUUAAAAAAGAAAAAAAAAAAGAAAAAAUGUAUUUGUUGUAUUUUAUAAUUUGGAAGCAGUGUUGAAUGACCUCAGUGCAAAAAGUCAAUGUCGUAAUGUGACAGGCCAAUCCUUAUCAAUGUCAGGCAUAAAUGAUGCAUAAGAUAUAAAGGAUUGAUAAGUGGUGAUUGCUGUAUGGGAAAGAGCUUUAAAAUCUUGUCUUUCUUUCUGAGAGUUAUUUUUAUGUAUUUUAUUUUUAGACACUGAAAAUAAAACUUCCAUUGAGACAAAAAAACAAAACAAAUGUGUACCCAUUAUUUAUUUUGUGUGAGAAACAACUUUUUGAAUUGUGUACUUCAGAACAUUGCAACACCAGAAAUUUGACAACUUGACUGAGUAAUUCAAAUUAGGUGGAAUUUUCUUUGUCAUGCACCAUUUCAACUCUCACACAUUUUGCUUACUCCUCCACCAAACCCCCAGUCGACUCAUGCCCUCGCUUUUUCCCCAUGAGGAAACUAAUGAUAUUGUCCUUGUGGAAAAGUACUGGCAUCCAGGCCACGCUUUGUUCAUUGUCUAUUUUGGACAGUGAAAACAUGAACAAUAGUCGAACAAUAGUGAAACAAAUACUCCAACUGGCUUCACAACUUUGGAAUGAUGAUUUUAUUAGAUAUGAUGAAUUAGGCUGCAUGCAUUGCAAUCUGUCAAUAGCUACAUAAAAAAUGUAGUCAUUUUAUAUGAAUAUUAUUGAAUAUUGAAUAGUUAUGUUUUAUGCAGGCUUGCAAAUUCAGCCCAAAUGUAAACACUGCUUAAGUCGUAUUCACAAAUGUAAAUGUUGCAUUUCUUAUAGCCUUCAUACAGCCUUCUCUAUAGCACAACACAUCAGUGUCAGUUGAACUCUGUGGAGGAUAAGAUACUAUUCCUUUGCCUAAAGACAUAUAAAGCAGGACUUACCAAAAUUAAACACCAUAAAGCAAACAUAAUUUAGUUGGUCUUCAUUCACAUCCUGUUGGUAGACUGUAAGUGUUUGCAGUGCCCCAGCCAUCUGCCUAUAUUUUGUAUUCUUAUUAUCACUGUUUGGGAUCUUUCAAAAUGGAUAUCUUUUGAUAAGGGGUAUGAAAUACAUAGUAGGUCAUGAAUGCCCAGAGCAGAUCCUCUGAGGUAGUACUUCCUGAGAUGCUGUCUACUGCUACCAACAAGCUCUAGUAAUCAAAUGGUUCAGGUUAGAUGGACGGUUAAGAUAACCGUUAGGGCUGUGAUUGGGGUUAAGGUGGUCUGCUGCCAAACGUGGUUUCUUGCCAGGAGCCGGCGGUGGUGGCCAUAAUUGUUGCUAGGCCAGAGGUUAGUAUACGCCCUUUAAGCAGUGCUGGUUAUCAUGCUAACUUCAGUAGAAGAAUAUAAGUGAUACAAAUAGAAUCAAAUAGAAGCAAAAAAAGAGUUAACAUUGUUGUUGCUUUCCAAAGUCAGAAACAAGACAUGAAGUUUGAUGCUGAGCAUGCUUCAACAUUUUUUUUAGACUGGUAAGUAAACAGCUGUUAAUGCUAACGUUGGCUAUGUUGCGAUAGCAAAAACAUACAUAUAGCACCUUUAAAUUUGGUCAGUCCUUCAAAAACAGGUUGAUAAAUGGUUUUUCAAGCCUGCCUCUCAACUUAUGAGACCUAGCAGGGAUACUAGCAGCUAAACACCCAGCAUAAAGAAAGAAAAGAUACAGAUAACUAUUAGCUCUAACAUCACUUAGCAGUGUUUGGUUCCCUUACGAAACAUGAAAUGUCUGUGGUACUAGUCCCUUAUGACCCUGUGGUACUAUA